This is a messenger RNA of Enhydra lutris kenyoni (northern sea otter), 906 nucleotides long. RefSeq names its product chromosome unknown C1orf210 homolog. The transcript has 2 exons. NCBI's taxonomy places the organism in Eukaryota, Metazoa, Chordata, Mammalia, Carnivora, Mustelidae. The record is from RefSeq and is a predicted model, not a curated record. Bases 95 to 433 code for a protein of 112 amino acids.
CUGGCCUCCGGCGCUGCCAGGCAUCUGGGGGUUUCCUUGGAGCUCAAGCUUUUCUGGCAGAAGCCGAGGCUCACCGGUGUCUUCAGGCCCCUCCAUGCGUGAGACAAACCAAACCACUGUGGAGCCCUCAGAGCUCCCAACAGCAUCGUCCAUGUCCCCCGGAGUGGGUGCUGGGGCCCGGGCAUGGCCCGUGCUGGUAGGGGUUGUGCUGGGGGCUGUGGUCCUCUCUCUCCUCAUCGCACUUGCUGCCAGAUGCCACGUCUGUCGCAAGUACCGUGCCAGCUACCAGCACCGCCCGCUGCCCAGGACAGGGAAGGGGAUCUGCCCGGAGGUGGCUGAAGAGGAUGAUGAUGGCUUCAUCGAGGACAAUUACAUUCAGCCCGGGGCUAGCGGACUGGGGACCGAGGGUAGCAGGGACAACUUUUCCUUCUGAGUCCCGAUCUCCGGACACCCCACCCCAACCCCGUGCCCGUACCUGACAAUGGAAAGAUAAUGGAGACUACACGGGGACCGUGAGGCUCAGGGACAGAGGUAUCUAGGGCUUCAGGGCGAACCAGGGGUAGAGCAUCCCUUCUUACCCUGACACUGACUACGAAAGUGACAAACCUUCUCUUGCUCUGUAACCCUCAAUGGCUCCCUGCUGUUCUCAGGACAACCACAAGGGCCUGGCCUGGGAAAUAAGGCCUCUUUCGACCUCUUGAUUUCCUUUCUUGCCUUUCCCACUUCACUCCCUACUAAACAAAUUAUUUGUUAUUACUGUUCUCCCACAUGGUGUUUUUCCAUGUGCUUUUUCCUCACAUGCUCUCCUGGGCCUACACUGCCCUUCUGUUCUCCCAAAUCCUCUGUGACAGAGGGCACCCGGAGGGGGACUCACUUGGUGGAGUGGCUGGCUCUUGAUUUCGGUUC